This is a messenger RNA of Kogia breviceps (pygmy sperm whale), 1284 nucleotides long. The record is from RefSeq and is a predicted model, not a curated record. NCBI's taxonomy places the organism in Eukaryota, Metazoa, Chordata, Mammalia, Artiodactyla, Physeteridae.
UGCGUCAUUUCCAGCUUCUGCGAGUGCAUCCGGGUCGUCGAGCCAGCGCCGCUUUCUCUGCGGUGGCCGGAGAGGUGCUCCGGGGAAGUAGGCACCUCCUGCUGGGUUCCUGGCCUACCCACUUCUGUCGGCUCCGAGGCGAGAAGAGCCUUUUCCACAGUGAGCCACAGCUGCUCCCCACCUCUACAGGAGACCCUCCAAUACCAGCAGGAUAUCAAUGCAAGCCUGAAUAAAAAAAGAAUUUCUCCCUCCUAAGCCAUGGCAUAUCAGUUGUACAGAAAUACCACUUUGGGAAACAGUCUUCAGGAGAGCCUCGAUGAGCUUAUACAGUCUCAACAGAUUACCCCCCAACUUGCCCUUCAAGUUCUACUUCAGUUUGAUAAGGCUAUAAAUUCAGCGUUGGCACAGAGGGUCAGGAACAGAGUCAACUUCAGGGGCUCUCUAAAUACAUACAGAUUCUGCGAUAAUGUGUGGACUUUUGUAUUGAAUGAUGUUGAAUUCAGAGAGGUGACAGAACUUAUUAAAGUGGAUAAAGUGAAAAUUGUAGCCUGUGAUGGUAAAAAUACUGGCUCCAAUACUACAGAAUGAAUAGGAAAAAAAAUGGCUUUUUAAUGCCAUCCUGUUAUUGUUCAUCGCUUUUUGAAGAGACGCAUAGAAGAGACUUUUUUUUAAUUUAUUCUAGCAUUGCAGAAACGACUACACUGUGCCAUCCUAUCAGAAUUCCAGUAGAAAGAAGCUUAUAAUUCUGUACCUUGUUACAGUACCUUAUUAUACAGCAUGAAGAAACAGACCUUUUUUUAAAUGACAAAUCAAACGUGGCCUUCCUAAGACCAUAAUAAAUUCAUUUUAAAACUCAAUGUGAGUAAUAAGUGCUAGAGCUACUAAGCUAGCAAUAUGGAGAUACUAGAUAAGCAUUUUGAAAGAGCACCAUGUUCCUUGCAAAGGAAAUUAGAAAAUGCAUUCAUUUCAGUCAAGUUAGUUUUUAUCGUUUGUUUGUUAGUUUAGCUGAUGAAAGCAUUAGCAGGGGCAAGACCAAAAUUCCAGACUAGAACUUUCCUUACAAAACGUUUUUUAAAGUACAAAGCCAAGGGUAAUUAUUGGUGUGAAAAAUCUAAGUAGAACUCAACUAGGAAAAAAAUUAAACAAAAUGUAGUCUUUACAUGAAAAUUAUUUCUUAAAUUGUCCAUAUCAGUCAGGUUUCAUUUUUACAAUAUUCUACAUCUUACCAGUUAUUAGACUUUCAAUAAAAAGUCCUAUUAAAUGUAUCCCAUAUCUUUGUGUACU